Alosa alosa (allis shad) is the source of this 1352-nucleotide messenger RNA. Its product is annotated as procathepsin L-like. The transcript has 8 exons. NCBI's taxonomy places the organism in Eukaryota, Metazoa, Chordata, Actinopteri, Clupeiformes, Clupeidae. Bases 1 to 1011 code for a protein of 336 amino acids. Gene Ontology annotation, molecular function: cysteine-type endopeptidase activity. Gene Ontology annotation, cellular component: lysosome. The record is from RefSeq and is a predicted model, not a curated record. Gene Ontology annotation, biological process: immune response.
AUGAAGCUGUUGAUCAUCGCAGCUGCCUCUCUGGCAGUGGUGAGCUGUGCCAGCCUCUCUCUGGAGGACCUGGAGUUCCACGCAUGGAAACUCAAGUUUGAUAAAUCAUAUAGCUCACCUCAGGAGGAGACCCAUCGUAAAAAUAUCUGGCUCUCCAAGCGACGUUUGGUCCUGACCCACAACAUCCUGGCUGAUCAGGGCACCAAGAACUACCGCAUGGGCAUGAAUCAGUUCUCUGACAUGGACAGUGAGGAAUUCCAUCAGAAUGUCCUCCUCAGAAACAUGAUCCCCUCCAAUGAGACCAGAACCCUGCCCCACAGAGGCACAUUCACCUCCACACCUAAAGGGGGCGCUGUUAAGCUGGCUGCCUCUGUGAACUGGAAGGAUAAAGGCUGUGUGACUCCUGUCAAAAACCAGGGGCAGUGUGGAUCCUGCUGGGCCUUCAGCACGACAGGUGCGCUGGAGUCCCACUACUGCAUUAAAUAUGGCUACCUGCCCUCUCUGAGUGAGCAGCAGCUGGUGGACUGCACUGGGUCCUAUGGAGACCAGGGCUGCAGUGGAGGCUGGAUGAACCCAGCAUUUCAAUACAUCAGCAAUAAUGGAGGCCUCGACACAGAGGACUAUUACCCCUACGAGGCAAAGAAUGGCUUCUGCCGCUUCAAUCCCUCUGGCGUGGGAGCCACCUGCAGUGGGUAUGCUGACGUAAUGCCCAAAGGUGAUGAAUCUGCACUAGAGUGGCAUGUGGCCAACGUGGGACCUGUGUCCGUGGCUGUGGACGCAGAACACUUCCAGAACUACGGAUCUGGUGUCUUCUACGACUCCUACUGCAGCAGCAGUAAUGUGAACCACGCUGUGCUGGUGGUGGGUUAUGGAACUGAGGGAGGUCAAGACUACUGGCUGGUGAAGAACAGCUGGGGAACGUAUUGGGGAGAGCAAGGCUACAUCAAGAUGUCCAGGAAUCGGGGCAACCAGUGUGGCAUCGCGUCUUACGCCUCUUACCCCACAGUGUGACGAGUUCAAGAUGGUCUCAAUAAGAUGACAUACCUCAAUGAUGACUACAGUUUUUUUUCAACCAUGCUUCAAAUUUAACAUAUUUUGCCUCAACAACACGUGAUUCAGCCUUGGACAAGAGAAAUCUAAACAGAGUGUGGUCACUACAACAACCAUAUUUAUCUCAUUCCUUUAAUAAUGUUUUCUGAAAAAGAUGUCUUCAGGGAAAUGUGUGAGGUUUUCUCAUGAAUUAAUUCUCAUGCCAUUUGAACAUUAUUGGAGUUGAAUAUGUGAUCUGUAAACUAUUUGCAGUCUAAUUUCAAUAGCUGACAUUUUUGUAAAUUAAAGCUGAUUAUAUUUCA